Molecule: messenger RNA, 879 nt
Organism: Oncorhynchus keta (chum salmon)
Lineage: Eukaryota; Metazoa; Chordata; Actinopteri; Salmoniformes; Salmonidae
Exons: 1
Coding region: 1-879 (292 amino acids)
Source: RefSeq, a predicted model, not a curated record
AUGUCUUUAGAAAAAGACAGUGCUCUUAACACCCUCACUCCCUUCAAGGCAGUCACCACCCACAGCCCCUUCCUUCAAGGCAGUCACCACCCACAUCCCCUUCAUUCAAGGCAGUCACCACCCACAUCCCCUUCAUUCAGGGCAGUCACCACCCACAGCCCCUUCAUUCAAGGCAUCCACCACCCACAGCCCCUUCCGUCAAGGCAGUCACGCACCCACAGCCCCCUCAUUCAAGGCAGUCACCACCCACAGCCCCUUCCUCCAAGGCAGUCACCACCCACAUCCCCUUCCUUCAAGGUAGUCACCACCCACAUCCCCUUCCUUCAAGGCAGUCACCACCCACAACCCCUUCCUCCAAUGCAGUCACCACCCACAGCCCCGUCCUUCAAGGCAGUCACCACCCACAGCCCCUUCCUUCAUGUCAGCCACAACCCACAUCCUCUUCCUUCAAGGCAGUCACCACCCACAUCCCCUUCCUUCAAGGCAUGCACCACCCACAAUCCCUUCCUUCAAGGCAGUCACCACCCACACCCCCUGCUUAGGACAGUCACCACCCACAGCCCCUUCCUUCAAGGCAGUCACCACCCACAGCCCCGUCGUUCAAGGCAGUCACCACCCACAUCCCCUUCCUUCAAGGCAGUCACCACCUACAUCCCCUUCCUUAAAGACAGCCACCACCCACGAUCCCUUCCUUCAAGGCAGUCACCACCCACAACCGCUUCCUUAAAGACAGCCACCACCCUCACCCCCUGCUUAAGACAGUCACCACCCACAACCCCUUCCUUCAAGACAGUCACCAACCUCACCCCCGUCCUUUUUAAGACAGUCCCCAACCUCACCCCCUUUUUAAGACAGUCACCAACCUCACCCCCUUUUUAA